Messenger RNA from Xenopus laevis (African clawed frog), 1410 nucleotides. It is a transcript of the gene klhdc9.L, whose product is annotated as kelch domain containing 9 L homeolog. The record is from RefSeq and is a predicted model, not a curated record. Lineage: Eukaryota; Metazoa; Chordata; Amphibia; Anura; Pipidae. The transcript is spliced from 5 exons. Bases 232 to 1272 code for a protein of 346 amino acids. Gene Ontology annotation, molecular function: cyclin binding.
UGUAUUCACCCCCCGUCUGACAGAGAAGGCACAGGAUUGGUUACUCGCAGUGUAGGGGAGGAGCCUGGGCUCUAGGAGGCGCACACUCAGCAUAUUUACAGCACAAAGCUUUCUGGCUGCCUCUGCAGUUUACAGGGGUUGCCAUGGCAAAGUGUGUGUGGCUGUUCCAAGGCACUCCCUGCUCCCAUGGUAACAGAGUGGAGCAGAAAAUCUCUUAUCAGUGAAUAAGACAUGGCGUCCCCUUGUUGUCAGUGGAAAUGGAAUCCAGUGGCACAAAAUGAAUUGUUUGCCCGCGCGUUUCACACCUGCUCAGCUGUAAGGGACAAGCUGUAUAUAUUUGGGGGAGUAAGAUCUGGGGAGCCCAAGGAUACCCCUCUUGGGGACAUGGUGAUGUUUGACCCUGAGCAGGAGUCGGUGGAGUCGGUAUCAGAAGAGAGUGGAUUUAGGAGGAGUCAUCAUGACUGUGUUCUGCUGGGGGACCGGUGUCUGUGUGUGGCCGGGGGCUGGGACGGAUCCCGCAGGGUCUCUUCAGUUUUCAGCUACGACACGGUGGCAGGAGAGUGGGCGAUGUGGGCAGAAGGACCAACAAAUAACCCACCGGUGGGACUCAGCAGCCAUACUUGUACCAGGAUCACUGACUAUGAGCUCCGUGUGAUUGGCCGGGAGGGAGGGUUACGCACCCAGAGAAGAUACUCCAGUGUCUACACCCUGAGGGUCAACACCAACACCAAAACUUAUUGGUACAAGGAGGAGGCAUCACGGACGGCGUCUCGUUCAGGACAUUCGGCCGUAUUGCUGCCGAGUGAAACAAAACAAGGGAAAAAAGCCGGAUACUCACUGUAUGUCUUUGGAGGUCGGGAAUCCUCAAACAUUGAUACUGCAGGAGAGUGGAGCAAGGAGAAGAUACAGGUGAGUGCAGUUCCCUGUCCCCGACUCACGGAACAACUCUCCCGACUCGUCUCAACAGAGGGAGCCGCCAGAUGGGCCCCCAAAAGCCUCCGGCACCAGUCCUGUGCUGUGGUUGGGCCUUUUGUGGUGGUGUACGGGGGGGAGACGCUGACCAAGAGCAGAGACGCAGUCUGCAACGACCUCUAUAUCUACGACACACGAACUUCCCCUUCCUGCUGGUUCCACUUCCCGGGCUCAGAGCGCCAGCGCAAGCGAGUGGGUCACCGAAUAUGUCUGCUCAACGACCGGCUCUACCUAGUGGGGGGCUUUGGGGCGGACGGAAAAACUCCCUGCUCUGAAAUCUGCAUCUUGGACAUUCUGUAAUUGUAUCUGGACUGGGCAGCCUUGGGUUGUACCACAGAGACUUAUGGGCUGUUAAAGGGGAGCACAGGGAGGAGUCUCAUGCUUUGGGUUCAUGUUCUGUACCUUCCGGAAUUGAAUUAAAGGGAUAUAAAAACCAAA